CGUUUAGUUACUCUCAACUGUUCUGUAAUUGUUUCAGUUGUGUUAGGUCUCGAAAAAUGAAAACUUUACAUACCACUGCUAAUUUCUUAUACAAACUUCAGUCAGGGUAAUGUCGGGUCCAGCAGAUGUGAGCAAGAAAGCUUGAUCUGUUGGCGCCACAGCACAAAGGACGAAUCGGCUGUGAGGGGGGGGGGGUUGCAGCUGCGUUUCUCCGUCCCCUGUAGCAUGGAGGAAUGAAACCCACCGACAACCGUGCUUGACCCAGGAUGGAGCUUAAGGUCUGGGUGGAUGGAGUCCAACGUGUGGUGUGCGGAGUUACAGAGGCCACCACCUGUCAGGAAGUGGUCAUCGCGCUUGCUCAGGCUAUAGGUCGAACUGGGAGGUACACUCUGAUAGAGAAGUGGAGGGAUACUGAGCGCCACCUUGCUCCACAUGAGUGCCCCGUGGCUUCCCUAAACACAUGGGGCCAGUACGCUGGAGACGUCCAGCUCAUCCUGCACCGCAACGGCCCCUCCCUGACCGAACGGCCCCCAUCCGAAGGCCCGGUCCUGCGUGGCCCCGAGCGAGGCCUGCACCGUCAGAGCCUUCCCCUAAUGGCCAAGCUCCGUGCUCCAGGAGACCUGUCUCUCCGACGCAGAGAGCCACGCCGUAAAUCCCUCACUUUCACCGGAGGACCCCGGAGCCUCAGGGACAUCCUGAGCGGCGGCAGGGCGAGUGACAGUAACGCCAGAUGGCAGGCAGUUUUGGUGAACAACAGCCAAAACGUCGCAUCGGUAUCGCCGCGUUUGUUGAGCGGUCGCAUGGAAGACCUUACCCGUCUGGUGAGGCUGCAGAGGGAGACUCUUGGUGUCUUAGACCGCAGGAUGAAGGCUUACGAGAUGGAGUUGCAGAUGUGGGCUGAGAGGAGUAGAAGUGGUGGAGGUGGAGGUGGAGGGGAGAGCGGGGGGUUGGCAGAAGAACUCAUGUAUUUGGAGAAGCAGCUGCGUGACAACCAGAUCGAAAUGGAGGAAGAGGAGUUCUGGGCCAGCGAGCUGCAGAUAGAAAUGGAGAGCGAGAGGCAGCUGGAAGAGCGACUGCAGGAGCUGCAGGAGCGGCUUCAGGUCUGUGAGGUGGAGCUGGCACAGAGGCUGAAUGGCCUGAAAGACUUGGAGGCUCAACUGGAGGCUGAGAGGCUGCAGAUGGAGAUGAAGGAGACACAGCAGUUCAGCCAAGUGGAGGUGCAGGCAAAGUUACAAAGGGUCAGGACCGAGUUGAAGAUUCAGACUCAGCACUUGGCCCAGCUGGAAAGCAGCUGCAGGACUGUGGACCGCUCGCUUGGACAGUCUGACAAGAGGCUGCAGGAAAGCCAUUACGAGUUGGAGCAGCUAACCAAGGAGCUUAGACAAGUGAACCUACAGCAGUUUAUCCAGCAGACUGGCACUAAAGUCACUGUUCUGCCAGUUGAACCCAUUGAGGAGGAGGAGGAGGAGGCCAACCACACCAAGGAAGACACAGAUAUUGGACCAAUGAUUGGUUCCUUGAAACGCCAAGCGUCCUCACAAAUAGCAGCAGGCCACCAACGCGUCCUCCAGACUCCAGUCACCUCAGGCUUAAAUCCUGAGGGCAUCUAUGUCUGAUGUCCAGCACUUCCCACCCGGACACACACAUCGUACCAAAGGCUAUGUCCUUCUGUCAAACACGCUCCAUCUCUCUAUUGUACCCUGUCUCUGUGGAGACUAACUGCCCACUGACUGCACUCCGUAGCAGUAGUCUGAUUCAGUGCUUUUGAAGCAUGCGCAUUUUGAACAAUAUCUUUGCAUUUGGGAUGUAGACGUGGGUAAGCAAUGUUCAUGCAUACCCAGUCCAGCACGAGAGUGGAUGGACAUACUGACCCCAUGGAACAAAGACACAGUGAACUUGUCUCCGAACUUGCCUCUUGCAAAAGAGAAAUUCUAGAGUAGGUAUUGACAAGGUACAGCUGUCACCAUGGGGUUGUGAUUUGCAUGUGAAUUAGCCUUAUAAAAAUACAUAUACAAAAAAAGAACAACAACAGCAACAAAAGAUUACGUGAUAUGAAGGAAUGAAAAAAAAUGUACCUAUGUUGUUAACUCUGAUUGAUGAUACAGGUUGAUGUAGUAGUUGAUUCAGUAACUGACCUGUGAUUGCAUGUUAAUGUAAAAGAUCAGUUGAUGGACUUCUUCAGAAACAUAUUCUAAUGCAGUGGCUUAAACUUAAAUACAAUCACAAAAAAAGCCAGUGCCUAACGUAGCUGGUUCACUUUUGUAGCUGUUUUUCUGGAUUUAUUUGCCGUGUGAACAGGGCGUCACACUCACUACUGUUUACUGCUAUUAAGGUGUGAAGUCAGUGAUAUCAGUAUUUCACCUCUUACGUUGAAAGUAUUAUAUUGUUAAUAGUUAGUUACCAUAUUUGGUCAUGUGUACCCCAUGUUAAUGUGUAUUUAGCCAUAAAGAUUUUGA
Chanos chanos (milkfish) is the source of this 2456-nucleotide messenger RNA. RefSeq names its product Ras association domain family member 8a (gene rassf8a). NCBI's taxonomy places the organism in Eukaryota, Metazoa, Chordata, Actinopteri, Gonorynchiformes, Chanidae. The record is from RefSeq and is a predicted model, not a curated record. Bases 267 to 1616 code for a protein of 449 amino acids. The transcript is spliced from 5 exons. Gene Ontology annotation, biological process: signal transduction.